AUGCUUCCUUCGGGACACAUGGGGAGUGCAUCGGCAGACUUCAAAACUGCUUCUCUCAUUUCACUCGCCGAUGCGGCUGAUGCCUUGGCCAAAGCUGCUGCUACCCUAGCAGAAGCUGUUCGAACCGCAACUGAAGCAUUUUCGGUCCAAACUCUAGUCGCCCCGGAGGAAGAAGGGAACCAAGGAAUCAAUAUAGGAAAGGGACCCGAUGACACUGCUAUUACUAAACCAACUGCUGUAGAGGAUGAAAAUCAACGUCCAGGCCCUGGCGUUACUGGCAAGGAUACGAAUAAUGAGUCAGAGCUCUUAGGCGCAGAAAACAAACCCGAAGCUCCUUUGACUACUGCAGGCCCACCGAAAAAAGAACCGAAUCCGUUAAAUCAACCGUAUCAUCUAUUGGUCGAAAAAGAGGUCGACGUCCUCUUAUAUGUGUGUGCAUUGAUCGACAAGCGCCAGCGAGCAAUAUGCUAUAUGCCAUGCGGUACGACUUCGUUGAAGGCUUACAAACAAUUGCUCGAAAGCGUUACCGAAAUCUCUGUUUAUAUUCUCACCUCGACGGCAGCCUCAAAGCUGGAUCAGGCCAUAACAGACUUCCUUGGAAGUAAUGGAUCUAUUCUAUUAGUUCCAGAGUCACUUUCACCUGAUUUUGGGAUUGGAGGAGAUAAAUCUUGGGUAAUUCAUGUCGGGUGGCCGGUCAACGAAACACAAUAUAAUACACAGAGGAAAACCCAUUGUGCCCAAAAUAACGUCCUUGUGGCGUACUCUGGUGAUCGGAAUUUGUAUCCUUCUGGAGAUCGUAUCAUAGGCAUGACUGCACCUUGGCCAAAGGACAACGCCUCAUAUCGCGCAUCUGUUUCUAUACUGCGUCCUCUCUACGAAGUGAUGCUAACUGAAAUCUCACUUGACAUGAAAACACGCGUUUAUCAAGACUGGAUACAAUUUCACGCAAUCCAUGGUCCACGCCACGUGAAAGAAUGGACUGCUACUGUGGUUGUAGAACGGGCAAAUAGUUAUCUCCGGAACAUCUUGAAUUGGAGCGGGCCACAUACUGGGGGCGACAUCCCAUUACCCGAGGUUUCUCCCGGAUUCGUGACUCAGAAUGAACUUCACUCAGCGGUUCAGGACGGAAUUCUUCAGGUCGAGACAGAUUCUGAGCCAGAAAUUACUUCGCCCAGCCCGGCACCAAGGCAGGAAGAAGUGCCUCAGAAAAAUGAGUUCCAGCUUACAACCGGGCAUACUUAUUUUGACCUCGAAGAAGAGUUUGAUGCGAUUCCCUUGAUGUGUUUCAUAUCCGACAAAUAUCACAAAACGAUAUGUCUCUUGGAAGGACAUGCAGCAGUGCGGCACUAUCAAAAACUGUUUUCUAAAAUCACUGGACGCCUUGCCAUUGCCCCGGCAGGUACUAACAACAAUCCGGGUGUAGACGAAGCAGUUUCGCAGUUUCUUUCCGUUUCAGAGCCGGUAAUCUUACUAUUGGCAUACACGACUACAAACCUGCCAUCGACAUUGAAGGAGAAUCUAAUAGAUUGUUGUGUUUACUGGGGACUCGGAUCACCGUUGAAGCAAGGUAACCUUGCUGUUCUUAAAUUCUAUGCUACUGCAUCUAACCAACAUGUGCAAAUGCAUAGGGGAAUGGCUACAAACGAUCUUAAGAGACACCCUAGCGCUGCCUUGCCACUCGACCUCACAGAGAAUUCAAUACUUGCCCCUUUACGUGAUAAAAUGAAGUCAGCCCUUAUAUCAGAUAAGGUUAUUAUGCGUAUGAUAGUCAUGUUUGCAUCCCUAUUAGAAUCGCCUAUAUGGCGUCGGAGCUAUUCCCCGGACUUCCUGAGCGCAGAAGAUGCGGCAAAGCGAGCCAAUCAGUAUGCGGCUAGAGUUUUGCUGCACGGAGACCCGGCAGACGGUAGCAAAAUAUUCCCGCCGGUGUCAGGAAGACCUCCGGCCCCUCGGAUCGCCGUGGAGAAAUUCAAAUUGCAGCCGGCCGUGGAUGCUGGCUUGUUGACCAUUGGUGGAUGA
This is a messenger RNA of Rhizoctonia solani, 2016 nucleotides long. RefSeq lists its product as uncharacterized. The record is from RefSeq and is a predicted model, not a curated record. The coding region runs from base 1 to 2016 and encodes 671 amino acids. NCBI's taxonomy places the organism in Eukaryota, Fungi, Basidiomycota, Agaricomycetes, Cantharellales, Ceratobasidiaceae. The transcript is spliced from 11 exons.